ACUUCAGGGGAACCGGGUCUCGGUCCGGGAAGUCCAGGCGUGCUCUGCCUGCCGGCGGCUCAGGAUCGUGCCAAGUCGCCGCGGAACCCCGCCGCCAGCUCCCCACCGCGCAGUCCUCCUCCUCGCCUUCCUCCAGGGCAGCUCGGAACCCAGGAGACGGCCUGACCGCUUCCGCGGAGCAGGGCGCCUGGGGCCGCCAGGCCGCCGUCUGGCCUCCGCCCUGGAGCCACCCCUCCCAGAGGAGCUGCGUGCUCGGCUGGCGCUUGGACCCCUCGGCAGCCCAGCCGCAGGUGCCCGCCCGCCUCCGCCCAGCCCUGCGCUCACACCGGCCGCUGGGGCACCCAGGCUGGUAGGUUCCAUUCCCCGCUCACUCCUCUUGCUCGGAGUUGUUCUUUUAGCUCCUGUUCCCCGGGUGGAAGCACCAGUCUGAGCUUCUCCGAAGGCGUGAAAGGAUAACGGAGCUAGAUACCUAGCUGAAGUUUUCAGACCCCUUUUGAGUGAAGAUGAAUGUUUCUGCUGGAAUAAUGUAAGUGGCAGGUCCACGUCUGGGUAGACUCGACUAUGGGAGCCAACACUUCAAGCAAACCACCAGUGUUUGAUGAAAAUGAUGAUGUCAACUUUGACCACUUUGAAAUUUUGCGAGCCAUUGGAAAAGGCAGUUUCGGGAAGGUCUGCAUCGUACAGAAGAAUGAUACCAAGAAGAUGUAUGCGAUGAAGUACAUGAACAAACAAAAGUGCGUGGAGCGCAACGAAGUGAGGAAUGUCUUCAAGGAGCUCCAGAUCAUGCAGGGACUGGAGCACCCUUUCCUGGUUAAUUUGUGGUAUUCCUUCCAAGAUGAGGAAGACAUGUUCAUGGUGGUGGACCUUCUGCUGGGCGGGGACCUGCGUUACCACCUGCAGCAGAAUGUCCGCUUCCAGGAAGACACUGUGAAGCUCUUCAUCUGUGAGCUGGCCAUGGCCUUGGACUACCUGCAGAGCCAGCGCAUCAUUCACAGGGAUAUGAAACCUGACAAUAUUUUGCUUGAUGAACAUGGGCACGUGCACAUCACAGACUUCAACAUUGCCACGAUGCUGCCUGGGGAGAUGCGGAUCACCACUGUGGCCGGCACCAAGCCUUACAUGGCACCUGAGAUGUUCAACUGCAGAAGAGAAGCAGGCUAUUCCUUUGCUGUUGACUGGUGGUCACUGGGAGUGACAGCAUACGAGCUGCUGAGAGGCCGGAGACCGUAUCAUAUUCGCUCCAGUACUUCCAGCAAGGAAAUUGCACACAUGUUUGAGACAGCGCUAGUGACUUACCCUUCUGCCUGGUCACAGGAGAUGGUAUCCCUUCUUAAAAAGCUACUUGAACUGAAUCCGGACCACCGAUUUUCCCAUUUGUCCGAUAUUCAAAACUUCCCAUAUAUGAAUGAUAUGAACUGGGAUGCAGUUCUGCAGAAGAGGCUCAUUCCAGGAUUUGUUCCUAAUAAAGGCAGGCUGAACUGUGACCCCACCUUUGAACUCGAAGAAAUGAUCCUUGAGUCCAAGCCUCUGCACAAGAAAAAGAAGCGUCUGGCCAAGAAGGAGAAGGAGACAAGGAAAUGCGACUCCUCUCAGACAUGCCUUCUUCAAGAGCACCUUGAAUCUGUCCAAAAGGAGUUCAUAAUUUUCAACAGAGAAAAAGUCAAAAGGGACUUUAAUAAAAGACAAGCAAAUCAAGCCUUGGAACAAACCAAAGACCCACAAGGAGAGGAUGGUCAGAAUAGCAACCUGUGAAGUCCUCGUCAUCUUCUUGGGACAUUUCCACGUCAGGAAGAGCUGACAGUAAUUCUCACCUCUCCACACCUCACACACCUUAGAAAAUGUGAAUGAAUGCCUUGGGAAGGAGGCAGCACGGCACAGGGUGGAGUCCCUGGGUUCCUGGGAACUCGUUUCACAGAUACCUGUGUGGCCUUGAGCAAGUCACUGAAUCCCUUUCUCUGCUUCAGUCUGUUCAUCUAAAACAAGAAGUUAAUACCAGAUGAGCUCGACACUGCCUUUCUACUGCCACCAUCCUGUUACUCUUAAUAGCCUCUAUUUUUACUUUAAAAGGAAUAUUUGGAUGUAGAUUUAUUUUUCCACUCCUAAUUACACUGGGACAAAUGGACAUGGGUGGCUGAUGGAGUGAAGCCCUUGAGAGCUAGAAAACUUCAUAAGGAAGCCAGAAUCCCCAAACCCAACUGAACAGGAGUAAGGAAAGCAUUCAGGAAGAAAUGAGUGGGACCAGGUAAGAAGUAACACAUACUGAUGAGGGCCUUCCAGUGGUGUGCUGGACUUGAACGGUAUGCCAGCUUGUAUCAGCUAGUAAGAGCUGCUAGGCAUAAAUGCCCCAACGCCCUGUUCGGUGAUGUGACAUUGAGAAGUUGAAAUUGGUGAUGGUGGAAAUAUUUACACCAUGGAAAUUGGCAGAUGCUACAAAUAGGGCUUUUUUCCCCCUCCCAGCAAGCCAGUUCUGAAAUAUUUAGCACACCACUGGACUUCUUCUAGAAGCAUGUUCCUUGAGAACUGCUACCUCUUAAGACUAUCAGAGACCUGGGUCCAGACAGGAUUAGAAAGGAACAUUGUCACAUUGAAAACACGUCCAACUUAUAGUACACUGAUGUUGUAUCUUACACAGGAGUUAUAGUCUAAGUUAGAAUGUGAGGUGAAUUUGGAAGAUAGUAAAAUUUACCCUUGGAAAAAUCCCUUUAAUAUACAUUAACAUACAGUACGGAGAAGGCAAUGGCACCCCACUCCAGUACUCUUGCCCGGCAAAUCCCAUGGACGGAGGAGCCUGGUAGGCUGCAGUCCAUGGGGUCGCUAGGAGUCAGACACGACUGAGCGACUUCAC
Molecule: messenger RNA, 2845 nt
Organism: Bubalus bubalis (water buffalo)
Lineage: Eukaryota; Metazoa; Chordata; Mammalia; Artiodactyla; Bovidae
Gene: STK32A
Product: serine/threonine kinase 32A
Exons: 13
Coding region: 562-1752 (396 amino acids)
Biological process (GO): protein phosphorylation; G protein-coupled receptor signaling pathway; regulation of signal transduction
Molecular function (GO): G protein-coupled receptor kinase activity; G protein-coupled receptor binding; ATP binding
Source: RefSeq, a predicted model, not a curated record